GAAAGUGAACGAAUAGCAGAGGAAUUGCCAAAAGCUACUGAUCCUCCGCAGCAAACUAUCGCUGAAUCAACCGAAGCUAGUGCAAGAGAAAAAGAAAAGGAAAAGAAAGAGGUAUGUGAAAUGAAAAAAAAAAUAUUCCAGGGUGAAAUCAGUGGCGAUGUGAGCUCAAGCAAUACUGCGUUGUCGACUCGUCAGUAUCUAGAUCAAACUGUAGUACCAAUAUUAUUGCAAGCGCUUGGUGCUUUAGCCAAAGAGCGCCCACCUAAUCCAAUUGAAUUCGUGGCUAAUUAUUUGAUGAAAGAGAAAGAUCGAUUCACUGUUGCAACACCUACGACGGCUAAUACGGAAGCAUCACACUAA
Messenger RNA from Dracunculus medinensis (Guinea worm), 360 nucleotides. The record is from the annotation of a GenBank genome assembly. Lineage: Eukaryota; Metazoa; Nematoda; Chromadorea; Rhabditida; Dracunculidae.